Brassica napus (rape) is the source of this 351-nucleotide messenger RNA. RefSeq lists its product as uncharacterized. NCBI's taxonomy places the organism in Eukaryota, Viridiplantae, Streptophyta, Magnoliopsida, Brassicales, Brassicaceae. The record is from RefSeq and is a predicted model, not a curated record. The transcript has a single exon. Bases 1 to 351 code for a protein of 116 amino acids.
AUGUCAUCCUCAUCGUCAGAUGGCGUAGAUGAAGCUGUUGAAGAAAUGUUCGACCAAGAAUUUGAUAAUAUCAUUGACUCCCUAGUUGAUGUUCAAGCCAACAAACCGAAGAGACGAGCUUAUAUCGAAAGAGAUCGGGAACAAGGCCACAAUCAACUAUGGAACGACUAUUUCAAGGAACAUCCUACAUACCCACCGGACAUGUUUAGGUGGCGUUUUCGAAUGAACAAGCCUUUAUUCCUUCGCAUUGUCGAUCGCCUCAAUAAUGAAGUUCCAUACUUUGAGCAAAGAAAAAAUGCUCACGGCAGGUACGGGCUAUCUGCACUUCAAAAGUGUACAGCAGCUAUCUGA